AAUAACAUCAAUCAUAUAAUUAUAAUUUUAUAAAUUUUAAUAAUAAUGGGAAAUUGUUUUGGAAAACCAAGUCCUCCCAAUGAUAAUUCUCAAAGAGGCAACGACAAUAAAACAACAAAAACAGAUAAUUCAAAAGGACAUCAUACGAAUGGAGGAGUGAAUGGUUCACCUUCUAAUGCUACUGCUGAUCCUAAAGCUACAGAUAAUGCUGCCGUUGAUUUGAAAAUAUUAUUAUUGGGAAGUGGUGAUAGUGGUAAAAGUACCCUUUUCAAACAAAUUAAAAUUACAGAAACUGGUGGAUUUACACAUCAAGAAGUUUUACGUUAUCAGAGUACUAUUUACGGAAAUUUAAUACAUACUAUUGAUAGUUUGAGUUUCCAGGNUGAAGGAAGUGACAGGGAUGCCACACGACACUAUACAGAGGAAAUGGCAAAUGACAUUCAAGAAUUGNCCAAUGAUCCAGAUAUAAUUAAUGCUUUUAACAAUAUGAGAUAUGAAGCACACGUUUUUGAAGGUGCUACAUACUUUUUCAAGGAUUUAGAGAGAUUACGUCCACCAGAUUAUAAACCAAAUGAUACUGACAUUUUAUAUUGUAGACAAAAGACAACAGGUAUUUCAGAUGUCACAUUCGAAUUUAAUACAAAGAAACUUAAAGUUGUUGAUGUUGGAGGUCAAAGACCAGAAAGAAGAAAAUGGAUUAAUGCUUAUGAUGAAGUUGAUGCUAUUAUAUUUGUUGCCAGUCUUAGUGAUUUUGAUCAAAAAUGUUAUGAAGAUGAUUUGGUAAGUUUUUUUGCUUUACUUUCAAAUUAA
Molecule: messenger RNA, 810 nt
Organism: Naegleria gruberi
Lineage: Eukaryota; Heterolobosea; Eutetramitea; Acrasida; Naegleriidae
Product: G protein alpha subunit
Exons: 4
Coding region: 46-810 (254 amino acids)
Biological process (GO): adenylate cyclase-modulating G protein-coupled receptor signaling pathway
Cellular component (GO): heterotrimeric G-protein complex
Molecular function (GO): G protein-coupled receptor binding; guanyl nucleotide binding; GTPase activity
Source: RefSeq, a predicted model, not a curated record